Messenger RNA from Capsaspora owczarzaki ATCC 30864, 726 nucleotides. RefSeq names its product mago nashi protein. The transcript has 4 exons. Bases 41 to 559 code for a protein of 172 amino acids. Gene Ontology annotation, biological process: RNA splicing. Gene Ontology annotation, cellular component: exon-exon junction complex; nucleus. Lineage: Eukaryota; Filasterea; Ministeriida; Capsasporidae. The record is from RefSeq and is a predicted model, not a curated record.
GUCUCAGAUUUCUUGUUGAAAACACAUCUCACUUUGACAAAUGGAUACCUCAACGCCCGCCACCAACGCGUCGGCAGCAGCAGCAGCAGCACCCUUCGACAGCACCUUCCAUCUGCGUUACUACACUGGGCACAAGGGCAAGUUCGGACACGAGUUCCUCGAAUUCGAGUUUAGCUCUGAUGGUCUGCUGCGUUAUGCCAACAACACACACUACCGCGGCGAGACAAUCAUUCGCAAGCAGGUCUAUGUCAGCCGCGCAGUCCUCCAAGAACUCAAGCGCAUUCUCGCCGACAGUGAAAUCACACGCGAAGACGGCAACAUGUGGCCCAAGCCAGAGCGCAGCGGUGGCAAGCAGGAGCUGGACAUUGAGAUGGACGGCGUCCGAAAGAGCUUCAACGUCUCUGUCAUUGGCAAAUUGUCGGACGUCGAUAACAGCAACGAUGCUGAAGGUCUCAAGAUUUUCUUCUACCUUGUGCAAGACUUGAAAGCAUUCGUCUACAGUCUUAUUUCGAUGCACUUCAAGAUCAACCCAAUUCCCCAACAGCUGGGCCAGGCCUAAUUUUUUUUUUUUUGGAGAAAAAAAAAAAAGGCUCGAAAUGUUGCGGCUUAUGUGUUUGUCGUUUUGCUGUUGUUUUGUUGCAUUUUGCACUGAAAAGAAAACCAAAUCAGGAGUCUCUUCAUCUCUGCCCUUGUCAACCGCUUUUGCUCGGCAGGAUGAAAUGGUGG